Rhinopithecus roxellana (golden snub-nosed monkey) is the source of this 8144-nucleotide messenger RNA. RefSeq names its product piezo type mechanosensitive ion channel component 1 (gene PIEZO1). The record is from RefSeq and is a predicted model, not a curated record. The transcript is spliced from 51 exons. Lineage: Eukaryota; Metazoa; Chordata; Mammalia; Primates; Cercopithecidae. Bases 246 to 7886 code for a protein of 2546 amino acids. Gene Ontology annotation, molecular function: mechanosensitive monoatomic ion channel activity; monoatomic cation channel activity. Gene Ontology annotation, biological process: detection of mechanical stimulus; regulation of membrane potential; cellular response to mechanical stimulus. Gene Ontology annotation, cellular component: endoplasmic reticulum; plasma membrane.
CCCGGCCCAGCUCGGCCCCAGUGAGCCGAGCGCUGCGCUCCGCCGAGGGGCAGGGCGGACGCCUGAGCGAGCGCGGGCCCGGGACGUCGGCACCGGCGGGGCGGCCGGAGGAGGAGGAGGAAGAGGAGAAGGCGGCGCGCGGGUCCCCGCGGGUCAGCCAUGGCGCGCCGGUCCCGGGGCCCCCACACCGCCCCAUAGCGCCGCGGCGUCCGCACGGUCCGGGCCGGGCCCUGGGCCCUCCAGCCAUGGAACCGCACGUGCUCGGCGCGGUCCUGUACUGGCUGCUGCUGCCCUGCGCGCUGCUGGCGGCCUGCCUGCUCCGUUUCAGCGGGCUCUCGCUGGUCUACCUGCUCUUCCUGCUGCUGCUGCCCUGGUUCCCUGGCCCCACCCGGCACAGCCUCCAAGGUCACACAGGCCGCAUCCUGCGGGCACUGCUGGGCCUCAGCCUGCUCUUCCUGGUGGCCCAUCUUGCUCUCCAGAUCUGCCUGCACACUGUGCCUCACCUGGACCAGCUCCUGGGACCCAGCUGCAGCCGCUGGGAGAGCCUCUCGCGACACAUAGGGGUCACAAGGCUGGACCUGAAGGACGUCCCCAACACCAUCCGGCUGGUGGCCCCUGACCUGGGCAUCUUGGUGGUCUCCUCUGUCUGCCUCGGCCUCUGCGGGCGCCUCGCAAGGAACACCCAGCAGAGCCCACAUACGCAGGAGCUGGAUGAUGACGAGAGGGAUGUGGAUGCCAGCCCCCCGGCAGGGCUGCAGGAAGCUGCAACGCUGGCCACUACACGGAGGUCACGGCUGGCCGCCCGUUUCCGGGUCACUGCCCACUGGCUGCUGGUGGCGGCUGGGCGGGUCCUGGCUGUAACCCUGCUUGCACUGGCAGGCAUCGCCCACCCCUCGGCCCUCUCCAGCGUCUACCUGCUGGUCUUCCUGGCUAUCUGCACCUGGUGGGCCUGCCACUUUCCCAUCAGCACUCUGGGCUUCAACAGACUCUGCGUCGCAGUGGGCUGCUUUGGCGCCGGACAUCUCAUCUGCCUCUACUGCUACCAGACGCCCUUGGCACAGGCUCUGCUCCCACCUGCCGGCAUCUGGGCUAGGGUGCUGGGUCUCAAGGACUUUGUGGGCCCUGCGAACUGUUCCAGCCCCCACGUGCUGGUCCUCAACACCAGCCUGGACUGGCCCAUAUAUGCCAGUCCCGGCAUCCUGCUGCUGCUGUGCUAUGCCACGGCCUCUCUGCGCAAGCUCCGUGUGCACCGCCCCUCUGGCCAGAGGAAGGAGGCGGCAAAGGGGGACGAGACUCGGGAGCUGGAGCUGGCAGAGCUGGACCAGUGGCCCCAGGAUGGGGAGGCUGCCCAGCACGUGGUGCCCACAGCACCCGACACGGAGGCUGAUAACUGCAUCGUGCACGAGCUGACAGGCCAGAGCCCCAUCCGGCAGCGGCCUGUGCAGCCCAAGCGGGCUGAGCCCAGGGAGGCAUCCCCACUCCACAGCCUGGGCCACCUCAUCAUGGACCAGAGCUAUGUGUGCGCACUCAUCGCCAUGAUGGUGUGGAGCAUCACCUACCAUAGCUGGCUGACCUUUGUGCUGCUGCUCUGGGCCUGCCUCAUCUGGACAGUGCGCAGCCGCCACCAGCUGGCCAUGCUAUGUUCACCCUGCAUCCUGCUGUACGGGAUGACGCUGUGCUGUCUGCGCUACGUGUGGGCCAUGGACCUGCGCCCUGAGCUGCCUACCACCCUGGGCCCCGUCAGUCUGCGCCAGCUGGGGCUGGAGCACACCCGCUACCCCUGCCUGGACCUUGGCGCCAUGUUGCUCUACACCCUGACCUUCUGGCUCCUGCUGCGCCAGUUUGUGAAAGAGAAGCUGCUGAAGCAGGCAGAGGCUCCAGCUGCGCUAACGGAGGUCACUGUGGCAGACACAGAGCCCACGCGGACGCAGACCCUGCUGCAGAGCCUGGGGGAGCUGGUGAAGGGCGUCUAUGCCAAGUACUGGAUCUACGUGUGUGCCGGCAUGUUCAUCGUGGUCAGCUUUGCCGGCCGCCUCGUGGUCUACAAGAUUGUCUACAUGUUUCUCUUCCUGCUGUGCCUCACCCUCUUCCAGGUCUACUACAGCCUGUGGCGGAAGCUCCUCAAGGCCUUCUGGUGGCUCGUAGUGGCUUACACCAUGCUGGUCCUCAUCGCCGUCUACACCUUCCAGUUCCAGGACUUCCCCGCCUACUGGCGCAACCUCACUGGCUUCACUGAUGAGCAGCUGGGGGACCUGGGCCUGGAGCAGUUCAGCGUGUCCGAGCUCUUCUCCAGCAUCCUGGUGCCCGGCUUCUUCCUGCUGGCCUGCAUCCUGCAGCUGCACUACUUUCACCGGCCCUUUAUGCAGCUCACCGACAUGGAGCAUGUGUCUCCGCCUGGCAGGCGCCUCCCGCGCUGGGCUCACAGGCAGGAUGCAGUGAGCGGGACCCCACUGCUGCAGCAGCAGCAGCAGCAGCAGGAGGAGGAGGAGGAGGAGGAGGGCCCCAGGGCUGAGGGGCUGGGCAUGGCCACUCCCCACCAGGCCACCCAGGUGCCUGAAGGGACCUGGGACUCCCCAUUUCCACCCUACACUGACCCUCACACCGUCACAGGCGCAGCCAAGUGGGGCCUGGUGGCCGAGCGGCUGCUGGAGCUGGCAGCUGGCUUCUCGGACGUCCUCUCACGGGUGCAGGUGUUCCUGCGGCGGCUGCUGGAGCUGCACGUCUUCAAGCUGGUGGCCGUGUACACCGUCUGGGUGGCCCUGAAGGAGGUGUCGGUGAUGAACCUGCUGCUGGUGGUGCUGUGGGCCUUCGCCCUGCCCUACCCACGCUUCCGACCCAUGGCCUCCUGCCUGUCUACUGUGUGGACCUGCGUCAUCAUCGUGUGUAAGAUGCUGUACCAGCUCAAGGUUGUCCACCCUCAGGAGUAUUCCAGUAACUGCACUGAGCCCUCCCCCAACAGCACCAACCUGCUGACCACGGAGAUCAGCCAGUCCCUGCUGUACCGGGGGCCCGUGGAUCCUGCCAACUGGUUUGGGGUGCGGAAAGGGUUCCCCAACCUGGGCUACAUCCAGAACCACCUGCAGGUGCUGCUGCUGCUGGUAUUCGAGGCCAUCGUGUACCGGCGCCAGGAGCACCACCGCCGGCAGCACCAGCUGGCCCCACUGCCCGCCCAGGCCGUGUUCGCCAGCGGCACCCGCCAGCAGCUGGACCAGGAUCUGCUCGGCUGCCUCAAGUACUUCAUCAACUUCUUCUUCUACAAAUUCGGACUGGAGAUCUGCUUCCUGAUGGCCGUGAACGUGAUUGGGCAGCGCAUGAAUUUUAUGGUGACCCUGCAUGGCUGCUGGCUGGUGGCCAUCCUCACCCGCAGGCACCGCCAGGCCAUCGCCCGCCUCUGGCCCAACUACUGCCUCUUUCUGGCUCUGUUCCUGCUGUACCAGUACCUGCUGUGCCUGGGGAUGCCCCCAGCCCUGUGCAUCGAUUACCCGUGGCGCUGGAGCCGGGCUGUCCCCAUGAACUCCGCACUCAUCAAGUGGCUGUACCUGCCUGAUUUCUUCCGCUCCCCCAACUCCACCAACCUCAUCAGCGACUUCCUCCUGCUGCUGUGCGCCUCCCAGCAGUGGCAAGUGUUCUCAGCUGAGCGCACGGAGGAGUGGCAGUGCAUGGCUGGCGUCAACACCGACCGCCUGGAGCCGCUGCGGGGGGAGCCCAACCCUGUGCCCAACUUUAUCCACUGCAGGUCCUACCUCGACAUGCUGAAGGUGGCCGUCUUCCGGUACCUGUUCUGGCUGGUACUGGUGGUGGUGUUUGUCACGGGGGCCACCCGAAUCAGCAUCUUCGGGCUGGGCUACCUGCUGGCCUGCUUCUACCUGCUGCUCUUCGGCACCGCCCUGCUGCAGAGGGACACGCGGGCCCGCCUCGUGCUAUGGGACUGCCUCAUUCUGUACAACGUCACUGUCAUCAUCUCCAAGAACAUGCUGUCGCUCCUGGCCUGCGUCUUCGUGGAGCAGAUGCAGACCGGCUUCUGCUGGGUCAUCCAGCUCUUCAGCCUUGUGUGCACCGUCAAGGGCUACUAUGACCCCAAGGAGAUGAUGGGCAGAGACCAGGACUGCCUGCUGCCCGUGGAGGAGGCCGGCAUCAUCUGGGACAGCAUCUGCUUCUUCUUCCUGCUGCUGCAGCGCCGUGUCUUCCUCAGCUAUUACUACCUGCACGUCAGGGCCGAUCUCCAGGCCACCGCCCUGCUGGCCUCCAGGGGCUUUGCCCUCUACAACGCUGCCAACCUCAAGAGCAUCGACUUCCACCGCAGGACAGAGGAGAAGUCCCUGGCCCAGCUGAAAAGACAGAUGGAGCGUAUCCGUGCCAAGCAGGAGAAGCACAGGCAGGGCCGGGCAGACCGCGGUCGCCCCCAGGACACCCUGGGCCCCAAGGACCCAGGCCCGGAGCCAGGGCCCGACAGUCCAGGGGGCUCCUCCCCGCCACGGAGGCAGUGGUGGCGGCCCUGGCUGGACCACGCCACAGUCAUCCACUCUGGGGACUACUUCCUGUUUGAGUCUGACAGCGAGGAAGAGGAGGAGGCUGCCCCUGAAGACCCUAGGCCAUCGGCCCAGAGUGCCUUCCAGAUGGCGUACCAGGCGUGGGUGACCAACGCCCAGACGGUGCUGAGGCGGCAGCAGCAGGAGCAGGCAAGGCAGGAGCAUGCAGGACAGCUACCCACAGGUGGCCCCAGCCAGGAGGUGGAGCCGGCAGAGGGCCCCGAGGAGGCAGUGGCAGGCCGGAGCCACAUGGUACAGAGGGUGCUGAGCACGGCGCAGUUCCUGUGGGUGCUGGGGCAGGCGCUGGUGGACGGGCUGACGCGCUGGCUGCAGGAGUUCACCCGGCACCACAGCACCAUGAGUGACGUGCUGCGGGCAGAGCGCUACGUCCUCACGCAGGAGCUCCUGCAGGGUGGCGAAGUGCACCGGGGCAUAUUGGAUCAGCUGUACACAAGCGAGGCCGAGGCCACGCUGCCAGGCCCCACCGAGGCCCCCGACGCACCAAGCACAGUGUCCAGUGGGCUGGGCGCGGAGGAGCCACUCAGCAGCAUGACGGACGACACGGGCAGCCCCCUGAGCACCGGCUACCACACGCGCAGUGGCAGUGAGGAGGCAGUCACCGACCCCGGGGAGCGUGAGGCUGGCGCCUCUCUGCACCAGGGACGGAUGCGGACGGCCAGCGAGCUGCUGCUGGACAGGCGCUUGCGCAUCCCAGAGCUGGAGGAGGCACAGCUGUUUGCGGAGGGGCAGGGCCGGGCGCUGCGGCUGCUGCAGGCCGUGUACCAGUGUGUGGCCGCCCACUCAGAGCUGCUCUGCUACUUCAUCAUCAUCCUCAACCACAUGGUCACGGCCUCUGCUGGCUCGCUGGUGCUGCCCGUGCUCGUCUUCCUGUGGGCCAUGCUGUCCAUCCCGCGGCCCAGCAAGCGCUUCUGGAUGACGGCCAUCGUCUUCACCGAGGUCUCAGUGGUCGUCAAGUACCUGUUCCAGUUUGGAUUCUUCCCCUGGAACAGCCACGUGGUGCUGCGGCGCUACGAGAACAAGCCCUACUUCCCGCCCCGCAUCCUGGGCCUGGAGAAGACUGACGGUUACAUCAAGUACGACCUGGUGCAGCUCAUGGCCCUCUUCUUCCACCGCUCCCAGCUGCUGUCCUACGGCCUCUGGGACCACGAGGAGGACUCGCCAUCCAAGGAGCAUGACCAGAGCGGCAGGAAGGAGCAGGGGGCUGAGGAGGGGCCAGGGGCCCUGCUGGAACCCCAGGCAGGCACAGGGCUCCAGGAGGAGCCAGGAGUGCCCGAGGCCACCACCGAGGACCAUGUUCACGUGGAAGCGAGGGUCGUACCGACGGAUGGGACCCCAGAACCCCAAGCGGAGCUCAGGCCCCGUGACACGAGGCGCAUCAGUCUACGUUUUAGGAGGAGGAGGAAGGAGGGCCCAGCACGGAGAGGACCGGAAGCCAUCGAAGCUGAGGACAGGGAGGAAGAAGAGGGGAAGGAAGAGAAAGAGGCCCCCGCGGGGAGAGAGAAGAGGCCAAGCCGCACUGGAAGAAGAGUGAGGGCGGCUGGGCGGCGGCUGCAGGGCUUCUGCCUGUCCCUGGCCCAGGGCACAUACCGGCCACUACAGCGCUUCUUCCAUGACAUCCUGCACACCAAGUACCGCGCAGCCACCGAUGUCUACGCCCUCAUGUUCCUGGCUGACGUCGUCGACUUCAUCAUCAUCAUUUUUGGCUUCUGGGCCUUUGGGAAACACUCGGCGGCCACGGACAUCACGUCCUCCCUAUCAGACGACCAGGUACCCGAGGCCUUCCUGGUCAUGCUGCUGAUCCAGUUCAGUACCAUGGUGGUCGACCGCGCCCUCUACCUGCGCAAGACCGUGCUGGGCAAGCUGGCCUUCCAGGUGGCGCUGGUGCUGGCCAUCCACCUAUGGAUGUUCUUCAUCCUGCCUGCGGUCACCGAGAGGAUGUUCAGCCAGAACGCGGUGGCCCAGCUGUGGUACUUUGUGAAAUGCAUCUACUUCGCCCUGUCUGCCUACCAGAUCCGCUGCGGCUACCCUACCCGCAUCCUUGGCAACUUCCUCACCAAGAAGUACAAUCACCUCAACCUCUUCCUCUUCCAGGGGUUCCGGCUGGUGCCGUUCCUGGUGGAGCUGCGGGCAGUGAUGGACUGGGUGUGGACGGACACCACGCUGUCCCUGUCCAGCUGGAUGUGCGUGGAGGACAUCUAUGCCAACAUCUUCAUCAUCAAAUGCAGCCGAGAGACAGAAAAGAAAUACCCGCAGCCCAAAGGGCAGAAGAAGAAGAAGAUCGUCAAGUAUGGCAUGGGUGGCCUCAUCAUCCUCUUCCUCAUCGCCAUCAUCUGGUUCCCACUACUCUUCAUGUCGCUGGUGCGUUCCGUGGUUGGGGUCGUCAACCAGCCCAUCGAUGUCACCGUCACCCUCAAGCUGGGCGGCUAUGAGCCACUGUUCACCAUGAGCGCCCAGCAGCCAUCCAUCAUCCCCUUCACGGCCCAGGCCUAUGAGGAGCUGUCCCGGCAGUUUGACCCCCACCCGCUGGCCAUGCAGUUCAUCAGCCAGUACAGCCCUGAGGAUAUCGUCACGGCGCAGAUUGAGGGCAGCUCUGGGGCCCUGUGGCGCAUCAGCCCGCCCAGCCGCGCCCAGAUGAAGCGGGAGCUCUACAAUGGCACGGCUGACAUCACCCUGCGCUUCACCUGGAACUUCCAGAGGGACCUGGCCAAGGGAGGCACUGUGGAGUACGCCAACGAGAAGCACAUGCUGGCCCUGGCCCCCAACAGCACUGCACGGCGGCAGCUGGCCAGCCUGCUCGAGGGCACCUCGGACCAGUCUGUGGUCAUCCCCAAUCUCUUCCCCAAGUACAUCCGUGCCCCCAACGGGCCCGAAGCCAACCCUGUGAAGCAGCUGCAGCCCAACGAGGAGGCCGACUACCUCGGCGUGCGCAUCCAGCUGCGGAGGGAGCAGGGUGCGGGGGCCACCGGCUUCCUUGAGUGGUGGGUCAUCGAGCUGCAGGAGUGCCGGACCGACUGCAACCUGCUGCCCAUGGUCAUCUUCAGCGACAAGGUCAGCCCACCGAGCCUCGGCUUCCUGGCUGGCUACGGGAUCAUGGGGCUGUAUGUCUCCAUCGUGCUGGUCAUUGGCAAGUUUGUGCGUGGAUUCUUCAGCGAGAUCUCGCAUUCCAUUAUGUUCGAGGAGCUGCCGUGCGUGGACCGUAUCCUCAAGCUCUGCCAGGACAUCUUCCUGGUGCGGGAGACUCGUGAGCUGGAGCUGGAGGAGGAGUUGUACGCCAAGCUCAUCUUCCUCUACCGCUCACCGGAGACCAUGAUCAAGUGGACUCGUGAGAAGGAGUAGGAGCUGCUGCUGGCGCCCGAGAGGGAAGGAGCCGGCCUGCUGGGCAGCGUGGCCACAGGGUGAGGCACUCCUCAGGCCGGGGGAGCCGCUGCCCCGUCCAAGGCCACCAGCUGUGAUGCAUCCUCCCGGCCUGCCUGAGCCCUGAUGCUGCUGUCAGAGGAGGACACUGCAUCCCCACGGCCUGUGUGGCGCUGCCACCCCCCUACGUGUACUGUAGAGUUUUUUAAUUAAAAAUGUUUUAUUUAUACAAAUGGACAA